AUGGCUAGACAAAGAAGAUCCGCUCCAACUCAAAGAUCCCAAUCCAGAUCGGCCCACACUGCCAGUGCUGCUCCAUACCAAUCAGCCCCAGCUGCGUCCCGUCCUGUUCAACAAAGCCAACAAGGACCAGGUUUAUUUGGACAAAUGGCCUCCACAGCAGCUGGUGUUGCCGUCGGUUCUACUAUUGGACAUACAUUAGGUGCUGGUAUAACCUCUAUGUUCGGAGGUUCAUCAUCUGCGGCUCCAGUUGAACAUGACCAACAACAACUUGCCCAAGCUGGUCAACAACUGCAAUACCAAGAACAAGCCAGACACUGUGAUGCUGACGCCAGAAACUUCACCAGAUGUUUAGAAGAAAAUAGCGGUAACAUGCAAACCUGUGAAUACUACUUGCAACAAUUAAAGGCUUGUCAAGAGGCUGCUAGACCAUAUUAG
Molecule: messenger RNA, 435 nt
Organism: Debaryomyces hansenii CBS767
Lineage: Eukaryota; Fungi; Ascomycota; Pichiomycetes; Serinales; Debaryomycetaceae
Exons: 1
Coding region: 1-435 (144 amino acids)
Biological process (GO): mitochondrion organization
Cellular component (GO): nucleus; mitochondrion
Source: RefSeq, a predicted model, not a curated record